Messenger RNA from Spinacia oleracea (spinach), 2358 nucleotides. RefSeq lists its product as uncharacterized. The record is from RefSeq and is a predicted model, not a curated record. Bases 864 to 1508 code for a protein of 214 amino acids. The transcript is spliced from 3 exons. Lineage: Eukaryota; Viridiplantae; Streptophyta; Magnoliopsida; Caryophyllales; Amaranthaceae.
UAUAUAUUAACGUACAUUAUUUAUAUUUAAAUAGAAUUUAUGAAUUUUAAGUAAUAAAUAUAUAAUUAACGUAUAUUUAUUUUAUUUAAUUACGUUCUAAAUAUUUAACGAUUUGAGAACUUUAUUAUAUAUUUAAUGUAUAUUUAAUUUUAUUUAAAUAUAUCCUAAAUAUUUUAACGGUUUGCGCAAUCAAGAAUAAUUUUAGAAUUUUAUGUUGAAAAGAAUUUGAAUUACGAAAUACAUUGGAAUUUGGAAAAUAAUCAUAACCGGUUUUGGAAGUUUAAAUGCAAACUUAAAUCUAAUCCUAGCCCAAAUUGGCAAAGCCCAAUACAAUGAACCCAUAACCUUCCUAUACUCCUAUUCCACGUGAAAACAAAAGAAAAACAAACCCUUCCCUCUCAACCACCAUUCACGUAAAUUGCAAACCCUCCUCCUUUCUCACAUUGCUUCCCCUUACUGCUACAACUCACGCCGCCAGCUGCCGGCCACCUACAACCGCCGGACCACCGCCAGCUUCCUCUUCCGUUCGCAACCACCAGCCCAGCACCACCGCAGUCACCGUCGGCUCGUCGCUAACCUCUUUCCGCCACCCCUGCUCGCCGCCGCGCAACCCUAUCGCCGACCAGCACGUUCUCUCUCCACUCUGUUUCGUCACUACUCCACGCGGGCCAUCACCACCUUCGGCAACCAGCCCAACCGCAACCUCCACCGCGCCCAGCCGCGUCUCCUAGCUCGCCACCACUGCCGUGCCUGCACCACCGCCGGCCAGCACUCUCCUUCCUCUCCUUUUGGCGAAGAAUUCUCUUUAGGCGACUUUUGAAAGUGUUAAAGUGGUCUAUCAGUUUGUUUACACAAGGAAUAAAAUGUUUCUUUCCAAGUAUACUAACAUAGGAUCCUUCGAGAAACUUGAUAUAGAAACCCCUGAUAUUUACGUGAAGAAAAUUGUGUUUGGAUGUGAAUAUUAUGCUAAAGUUCAAGGGCAACCUAUCUUAAUGAGAAAGGAUAUCAUAGCAGCCACAAUCAUUAAUUGCUUACCUAACAAAUUUCCAUACCUAGAACUCAAGGAAAAGUUUAAAGACAUGCAUUCUGAUAAUGGGACUCCAAACUUGACUAAGUAUGGAACUUGGGAUGGUAGAUGGAAAUAUGAUUCAGAAAUUCUGACCACCAUUAUUGAAGCGGCAGAAAGUGGGUUUAGAGACGGUAAAAUCGUAGGGAGUCAUGUUGGGGAUUCAGUUACAGAAGAACCUAUGGGAAUUAGUGUAAAUAAUGACCUAGAGGAAAAUGAUGUAGCUGUGGAGAAUGAGAAUGUAGGUGUUGAGGCAGAGUAUCCUAACCCAGCGGCUCAUGAGCCAACCAUUGAGAUCUCUAGUGAUUUGGAUGCAGAGCUCGAAAGUGAACAGGAGAUGGCAAGUGAGCCUAAUCAAGAUGAAGACAUGGGUGAAGAUGCAAACCCUGAGGAAGACCCCGAUGAAGACCCUGAAGAAGAGUUCGAUAAUCUUGAGAUCUAAAUUUCACUUCGCAAGUUUCAGGAGCAAUGGAUAGGCAAGAGGCCACAAAUAUUUUGAAGUCAUAAAUAGUUAAUUUAACUCUUUUAUGUUUUAGAGAAUAAGUAGCGAAGCUACAAUAGUUUAAAGUUAAAGUUUAUUGAAGUUUGAAAUGUUCUUUAUUAUUUUGAAGGAUGUAAUAAAUAUUUAUGGAGUUAGCAAUAAAAGUUAAAGUUUUCAAGGAAUUGUUCUUUAUUCUAUUUUGAGGAUUCCAUAAUACCCCAACCUUUAGGUAACACGUCAUGGAUUAAUUUUCCAUUGGUUGCAUACUCAGUGUGAAUUGUGGAUCAAUUUAAUUGCCACAAUAAUAUUAAAUGAUUUGAGUACAUAAAGAAAGUGAGGGCCAAUCUAGACCCUCAUGACCAAUAUGAUUCAAAAGGUUAUGCCAUAUGUGCAGUGUGUGAAUGUCUUUCGUGAAUUAUCGAGGAUGAUUAUUUUUCAAUGAUUAUUGCAUCUUGUAGACGAUCGUUGCACCUUCAUAAACGAUUGUCGUGCCUUCAUAAAUGAUGUGUAUUAAUGUGAACAUUGUUGGUUGAGGCGAACUUUAUGGUCAAUUCAAGUAUUAAAUUGUAUGGGAUAACGUAUAGGUGAUGUUUCAAACCUAAAGUAGAGUAUACUAAUUGCAGGCCGCGUUCUAGAAUGGCCAACAAUAAUGACUUAGUUGUUGCUAUUCGCCUCUUGGCGGAAAAGAUGACCCCACCUUUUUAGAAAACCAGAUUGGAGAGUUUGAGAAAUUGUUUGGGGAUUUGAAUUGUCUUGAGAAUAUGAGAGUGGGUCAAGUUGUCAUGUAUUUGAAAGAUGAAGCCGAUUUACA